UUUAAAUUGAAAAUUUGAGAAAUCACAAUGAAGGUCUUAGUUGUUUUAACAACAUUUUUUGUUGUUACUCUUUGUAAUCAAAAUUUAGAAAAUCAAAAAAAUUUAAAUCUUGAUUUCUACGUCGAAUUAUCGAAUUUCCCCAACGAUUUAUUAGAUUAUACCUUAUCAAAACUAACUGAAGCUUACGAACAGCAUAAUUCGGACGUUUUAAAAAUCGUUCCGCAUGUGCAACAGGGUUUAUAUGAGAGGGACGAUGACAAAAAUUGGUUCGUGGUUGCAAACUACGAUCAAACCGCUUUCAGAUUUAAUUUAUCUUUGAGCGUAACUGAAACGACUCACGGCGACAAAUAUAGUAUUGGCAAUUUGCUCGGAUGCAUUAAAACAAGCUAGGAAUUUUUAUUUUCAGAGACAGCAACAACAUUAUACACGUGUGCAUAUUAUAAAUAUCUGAGAAUUAAAUUAAAGUUAAUUGGAAUUUCAAGAUGA
Onthophagus taurus is the source of this 486-nucleotide messenger RNA. The record is from RefSeq and is a predicted model, not a curated record. NCBI's taxonomy places the organism in Eukaryota, Metazoa, Arthropoda, Insecta, Coleoptera, Scarabaeidae.